AUGUCCGCAUUUCCAUCGGAAAUGUUCACCGGCGCGUUUGAACACGGCUCCUCAUCACAGGACUUGCCACCCGUUCCCAAUAUGUAUCCGCAUGUUCUAGCCUAUUUGUCGCAGACAGAUGCUGCGACUACUCAAUUGACUCACCAACCGGAGUUCCGCCAUCAGCUCGACACAAUGUUGAAAGAAGUAGAAGCUCAUCGACACAAGAUGGCCACGUUUCUGGAAGAAUUCUCCCGCGUACAAACGGAGAAUAUGCAUCUGCGAACAUAUCUUAACUCUCAAUUACCAUCGAGACUAAUUGAUUCCGGUCCAUCAAAUUUCUCUGCUCUCCAAGCGCCAUCAUCAGAUACGACUGGAAAGUCUUGGGACAGCAUUGUGUUGGAUCUUAUCUAA
Messenger RNA from Penicillium taxi, 393 nucleotides. Its product is annotated as PHD finger protein. The transcript has a single exon. NCBI's taxonomy places the organism in Eukaryota, Fungi, Ascomycota, Eurotiomycetes, Eurotiales, Aspergillaceae. Bases 1 to 393 code for a protein of 130 amino acids. The record is from RefSeq and is a predicted model, not a curated record.